AUGAAUCGGUAUCAGCAGCUAAAGACGUUAGGAGAUGGCACCUACGGCUCCGUCAAUCUCGCCAAGAACCUCGAGGAUGGUUCCAUGGUCGCCAUCAAAAGAAUGAAGAAAAAGUUCUACACCUGGGAGGAAGCAGUCAAUCUACGCGAAGUGCGAUCCCUCAAGAAAAUGAGCCACCCGAAUAUCGUCAAGCUGCGCGAAGUCGUCCGCGAGCACGACAUCCUUUACUUCGUUUUUGAAUAUAUGAAAGAAAAUUUGUAUCAAUUCAUGAAGUCGCAGGAUCGUUAUAUUCCCGAAAACAAUAUCCGCACAAUUUCCUUCCAGAUAAUUCAAGGUCUUCAGUUUAUGCAUCGACAAGGUUAUUUCCACCGCGACAUCAAGCCCGAAAACCUGCUGCUUAUGGGACCCGAUUUGGUGAAAAUCGCCGACUUCGGGUUAGCGCGGGAAAUUCGCUCAAAGCCGCCAUAUACGGAUUACGUCUCUACAAGAUGGUACAGAGCUCCAGAAGUGCUUCUGCGUUCGACAAAUUAUAACGCGCCGAUUGAUCUUUGGGCUGUUGGCUGUAUCAUGGCAGAGCUGUACAGGCUUCAUCCCCUUUUUCCAGGCAGCACGGAGAUUGAUCAGAUUUUCAAAAUCUGCUCUAUCCUCGGAACUCCAAAUCGAACUACAUGGCCUGAAGGACACACUCUCGCUGCGAACAUGAACUUUCGAUUUCCCCAGUGCGUGGCGACCGAUUUCCCAAAAGUCCUCAGUCAAGCGUCUCGAGAAGCGAUUCAACUCAUGGCAGACCUUAUGCUCUGGAAUCCCAAGAAGCGUCCAACUGCUACUGAAUCUCUCAAAUACCCUUACUUUACGAACUACAGUAAUCUCGGCUCGCAAACGACGCAAAAAGAAGCAAUGGAGAAACUCCAUGGCGACUCGCAUUUUGGAAAUCAUUCUAUGCCGAAGAUCACCAAAGAACCUUCAAUGGUCAAGAAACAGUCAGUCAAGUCUCGUUCUGAAGUUCCAUCCUACAAAGAGCCGAAUUUCAAGCUCGACGACACUGUAGACUUGAUGGAAGAACUGCUCGGAAAUGCUCCUCCUGCCCCUCAUCUCCGAAAAGAACCAACUAAAACGUCAAUUUACUCUGGUACAGGUCGAAAGUCUUCAAUUGGAAACAACAGCUCAGUUGCUUCCUUUCGCUCUCGGCCGGAGAAACGAACGAGUGCGCCGAAAAAGAAAGAGCCACCAGCGAAGAAUUUGAGUACAUAUGGCGCGAUGUUUUCCGACGACGACGGUGUUGAUUCUGAUGACGAUUUAAUCUCCGACAUUUUGACCUCUCAGAAAAAGGGAACGACGAAAACUAAGAAAACAGAGAUUUCGUCAGAUCUGGACGAGCUCCUGGGGCUCGCAAAUGGUGACUCGGAACUUGACGAUCUUGAGAAUCUUCUUUCGCAUGGUGCUGGAAAAUCGACGAAACCGAAGUCAAAUCUGAUGCAUUCAAAAACGAAACUCAAUCCUCCUCGCAAGGUCGUCAGGCCGGCACCGUCCGACAAGAACAAACUUGCUUCUAGGAACACUGGAACCAACUGGCAAUUCGAUUUCUCUCCGGACAGUCCUUCGCUAGACUUAUCUUCCUUGUCUAAAGAAAACGCUGGAAGAAUAGACAAGCCGGUGAAACUGGUGCCCAACAAACGACUGACGCCGCGCGACCACUACCUCCAUACUGCUCGAUACCUACCUUCUUCUGGCGCGGGUAGCCAAAACCCGCCGCCUCCCAAUCAUCAAAACAGUCAAAACCAAAAUAGCAAUAACUCCAGUCACUCCAACAAUCAUAGCAGCUGGCGAUACAGAAACACUGCUCCGUCAGUUCUACCUCUCCGCGCGAAUCAACAAAGAAGGAAUCCUCUUCCGCAGUUGAUGCCUGGACUAGGGAGGACCAAUUGGGCUGCCAAGUAUCGCUAA
This is a messenger RNA of Oikopleura dioica, 1944 nucleotides long. Lineage: Eukaryota; Metazoa; Chordata; Appendicularia; Copelata; Oikopleuridae. The record is from the annotation of a GenBank genome assembly.